UAUUUAGAUUUAUCGUGAAAAACUACAUCGAUCUGACCUUUUUUUUUUGAUAUUCCUUAGUGAAAAUAUGCUUGUAAAAUGAAGAGAUUCAAAAGUAAAAAGAACAUUAAAAGAUGAGUUUUUUUAAUCUUUUUUUCAAGAAAAUGGAUCUUUCAGAACUUUGGAAAAAAAUGUAAAAACUGAUAUAUUCUUACUCAGCUCGACGAGCUCUAUCCAGCCAUGUGUGAAAAAGCGAAAAAAACUUUUGCUUUAGUUUUGCAUUGUUUGCACCUCUCGUUAUCGAACGAGUGAAAUAUGAAACUGAGAAAUCCCUAGAAUCAAGCUGAAGCUCAUAUUAAAUGUGUUUUUAUUUGUUUAAAAAGUACAUAUGAUUUUCACACAAUAAGGUAUAUCUCAUACAGUAUUCCACUACAAAGAAUAAUAAGAUUUUGCAUCAGAAAAAUAUAUUUUUCAAAAACUUGCUAGGGAGGGGGUGGUUGAGUGCCCUUCUCCUCCCGACUCUGUCACUGGUUUUAUUUACAAUUCUACUUCAACAGAAAAACAAAUUCAAAGUUUCAUUGAAAACUAAUCUUUUUUUUUUCUUAGAUAAAAAACAAUUUUCUUCUUCUUUCCAUCAUAAUCUUUCGUUUUCAUUCUUUUCUAGAAUCAAAAUUUAACAAAUGGAAACAAAAUGCCAUCACUGUGGCUGGCGGAAAUGGAGAUGGACAAAAAUUAAAUCAACUCAAUUACCCUCAAGGAACCUUUAUUGAUAAAAACAAAAAUAUUUUCAUUGCUGAUUCUAGCAAUCAUCGUAUUGUUGAAUGGAAAUAUAAUGCAAAGGAAGGACAAAUCAUUGCAGGUGGAAAUGGCUAUGGAAAUCAAAUGGACCAAUUGUUUUCUCCAUUAGAUGUGAUUGUUGAUGAACAAAAUCAUUCGAUUAUCAUUAUUGAUUUUGGGAACAGACGAGUGAUUCAAUGGUUGAAUCAAACUCAGCAAAUUCUCAUUCACAAUAUUUACUGUUGGGGCUUGGCUAUGGAUAAACAUGGAUUUCUUUAUGUUUCUGAUCGAGAGAAGAAUAAAGUGAGACGAUGGAAAAUGGGAGAAUAUAACAACGAAGGAAUUAUAGUGGCAGGCGGAAAUGGACAAGGAAACCAAUUCGAUCAGCUCCAUUCUCCAGAUUUUAUCUUUGUUGAUGACGACCAAUCUGUUUAUGUAUCAGAUCGACAGAAUCAUCGCAUAAUGAAAUGGGGAAAAGAUGCAAAAGAAGGAACAAUUGUGGCUGGAGGAAAUGGUGAAGGAAGAAGUCUCAAUCAAUUGUCUUACCCUCAAGGAGUCAUUGUUGAUAACUUGGGUCAAAUCUAUGUGGCAGAUUCCAUGAAUGAUCGAAUAAUGCGUUGGUGUGAAGGAAAAGACGAAGGUGGAAUUGUUGUUGGUGGAAAUGGUGAAGGAAAUCAACUAAAUCAAUUACAUCAUCCUUUUGGUUUAUCCUUUGAUGGCGAAAGAAACCUUUACGUCGCUGAUUUGAGAAAUCAUCGAAUUCAAAAAUUUGAAAUAAUUUUGUGA
Adineta steineri is the source of this 1542-nucleotide messenger RNA. Lineage: Eukaryota; Metazoa; Rotifera; Eurotatoria; Adinetida; Adinetidae. The record is from the annotation of a GenBank genome assembly.